UUCGCUCUGAGAAGGGAGGUAGCAAAUCUACGAUCUAUCUCGGUUACAUAUUCUCCUCUCCGUUCACUUUUACCAUCUCAAAAUCAUAUUUUUGUCCUUUUUCUUUCAUUGAGAUCACAAUUUUCCAGGGUUUGUUGUUUUUUUUUUUCCUUUUUUUUUUUGCACCACAAUUCUCUAGUUGAGGGAAAUGAGCUCGACGACAUUUGGAUCCGUUUCAUUCAACUCCGGGUGGCUUCGCAAGCAUGGAACCCUAAGCUCGAAUUCAAGGCAGUGCGAUGGUUCUCUUCUCCGUGUGAGAGCAUCAGUGGCUUCGUCGCCGCAAAGCUUGCGGUCUACGAAGGAGAAGAUCGAUGCUUCGGAGAAAUCGGUUCGGAUUGGGGUUUUGGGUGCCAGUGGUUAUACUGGAGCUGAGGUUGUUCGGCUCCUAGCAAACCAUCCACACUUUGGUAUCACAACAAUGACUGCUGAUAGAAAAGCUGGUCAACCGAUUGGAUCGGUAUUCCCCCACCUAAUGACACAAGACUUGCCUGCCAUGGUUGCAAUUAAAGAUGCAGAUUUUUCCAAUGUUGAUGCUGUAUUCUGUUGCUUGCCGCAUGGAACAACACAGGAGAUCAUUAAAAGCCUUCCUAAGCAGCUGAAGAUUGUUGAUCUCUCUGCAGAUUUUCGGCUGAGUAACAUAAAUGAAUAUGAAGAGUGGUAUGGCUUGCCACAUAAAGCACCAGAGUUACAGAAAGAAGCUGUAUAUGGUUUGACAGAGGUUUUGAGAGGCAAAAUACGAAAUGCACGGCUUGUCGCAAAUCCUGGAUGUUAUCCCACAUCCAUUCAGCUUCCUCUUGUUCCACUUAUAAAGGCAGGCCUCAUUGAACUGAGAAAUAUCAUUAUUGAUGCCAAAUCUGGGGUCAGCGGAGCAGGGCGUGGAGCUAAGGAGGCAAAUCUUUACACCGAAGUUUCAGAAGGCCUUCACUCUUAUGGAAUUACCAAGCAUCGCCAUGUUCCUGAGAUUGAGCAAGGACUUUCCGACGCUUCACAUUCUAAGGUGACCGUGAGCUUCACCCCGCACCUAAUGCCUAUGAGCCGUGGAAUGCAAUCAACCAUAUAUGUCGAAAUGGCACCUGGGGUGACCACUGAUGAUUUAUACCUGGAACUAUUGUCUGCUUACAAGGAUGAAGUAUUUGUCAGGUUACUGGAAAGAGGAGUUGUUCCUCACACGCGCCAUGUUCGGGGUUCGAAUUACUGCUUCAUGAACGUAUUUGAAGAUCGGAUUCCCGGCAGAGCGAUUAUUAUCUCUGUUGUAUGUAUAUUUUCAGAUGUCAAAUAUCAUCAAACAAUUGAUAAUUUAGUGAAAGGUGCCUCUGGCCAAGCACUACAAAAUCUCAAUCUGAUGAUGGGUUUUCCGGAGAACAUGGGGCUCGAUUACCAGCCAUUGUUUCCUUGAACAUCCUGCAUUUUUGGACUAGGAAUGAGGGACUCAUUGUUUUGUUGGCUUCAAAUUGGUGAUUACAAGUUAAAUUAAGUCGCGGCAAGUUAAGCAAGUCCCUAUAUGGUGCCAAUUUUGUAUUAUUAAACAUCCUCAGUAAUGUUAUAGUACAGAUAACAUAAUGCAUUGUCUGAUUCUCUUUGAAUAAUCCAUACGUUUUCUAUUUAGAAUGAUGAAAUUUUUAA
This is a messenger RNA of Ananas comosus (pineapple), 1662 nucleotides long. Its product is annotated as probable N-acetyl-gamma-glutamyl-phosphate reductase, chloroplastic. Gene Ontology annotation, molecular function: NADP+ binding; NAD binding; N-acetyl-gamma-glutamyl-phosphate reductase (NADP+) activity. The record is from RefSeq and is a predicted model, not a curated record. The transcript is spliced from 14 exons. Gene Ontology annotation, biological process: L-arginine biosynthetic process. Bases 188 to 1435 code for a protein of 415 amino acids. Lineage: Eukaryota; Viridiplantae; Streptophyta; Magnoliopsida; Poales; Bromeliaceae.